GCGGACCGGGCGCUGCGGGAGGCUGGGCUCUGCGGGGGACCGGGCGCUGCGGGGGGCUGGUUUCCCAUGGAGCCCUGAUGGCUGAGGGAAGGAAGGGGACACAGACCCUGUGCACGGGAUCUGGAUCGAGGGGGCUCCCAGCCGUGAGACGUGGGGGUACAGGGCUAGGACAGGGCAGCAGGACGCCUGGGUUCUGAGGCUGGGAGGCCUUGGGGCCCCCAGUGGUUCUGAUUUCUGGGCCUCCCCCACCCCCCAAAUCACAGGCCGAGCCCGGCUCGUGCCUCAGUUUCCCCGUCUGUACAAUGGGAGCUCAGUCCCAGCCCCUUCCGGUGGGGUGGGGGCCACAGGCGCUGAACCGGCCCCUGACCCCCCGUUUGGCUGCGCCCCAGCGCUGGGGGCGGACUCGGGGGGCGGAUCCCGGGGCUCCAGACCCGGCUCCCAGGGAGCCUGGCCCGCGUUACGGGCGGGGCCCCAAGCCCCCCCGGAGGAGCCGGACAAUGGAUGGGGGCGGGGCUGUCUCUGAAGCUCCGCCCCGGCCCCCUCCCUAAAUACAGACGGGGGGCGGAGCCCCUCUAUUGGCCACCCGCCGCUGGCACGGGUCCGGCAGACUGCAGCCGCGUCGCCCGCGGGUUCGAGGCCUGCCGGCAGAGAUGUUGCCGCCUGGGGCUGGACCUGCGCCGGGCCCGCGAGCAGCUGUUGGCGGCGGAGGGCGAGUGCUCGGCGCUGCGGGUGAAGCUCAAACACGCCCGCAACCAGGUGGAGGUGGAGAUGGGGAAGCGGCACCGGGCUGAGGCCGAGCUGGAGAAACAGGAACGGAAGCUGCAGCUGAUCUUUGACUUCCUGAUGCAGGAAUCCCCCAGCGUGGCCCUGAGCGAGGGGCAGCGCUCGGCCCUGGCCCUGCUCGACGGGCCCCGGCUGGGCACGGCCCUGGCGCCAGGGAGCAGGCUGUCCGCGGUGGACGAGUCACGCACCUCGCUCACGUCCCAUUCCGACAUCAGCUACGACCGCACCGAGGACGAUGUGGACCUGGACGUGACAGUGGUGAAACCCCUGAAGCGCAAGUCCCAUGAGCGCCCGCGCUCGUCUCUGGCCCCCCUGAUCGGCCCCGUGGUCGCAGCAAAGCGCACGCGCCCCCCGGUGCUGCCAGCCGCCAGCGCGAGUGAGCCCCCGGGGACCCUCCCAGCCGGGGCCGUUGCUGAAGACGGAGGCCGGGACCGGAGCCUGCUGCCCGCGGUGCCAGUACUGAGCCGACGCUCGCGCCAGGGCCGACGUCUCUCCACGCUCACAGAGCUGACCACGGUGUGGGGGAGCAGUGAGGACUCUGACGGCCGCCCAGACAGUGGGGCAGGGCUGGAGCCCAGGGGGCUGGACCCCUUCCCCUCCCCACCACAGGGGGUGGCGCCGCCCCAGCACCUCUUCACUUCCAAAACGGUGAUCCGCCCCGAGUCCUGCUCUGUCUGCGGCGCCCGGGCCCGGUUCGGGCGGGUGGUGCUGCGGUGCCGGCACUGCCGCUUGCUGCUGCACCCCGAGUGCCGCGGGCGCUGCCCCAGCCUGUGCACCCCGGGCCCCCGGCCCUGCCCCCGGGAGGGCGUCCUGGCCGACUUCGCGCCCCCCGUGGCCCCCCUGGUGCCUGCCCUGGUGCUGCACUGCGUGAGUGAGGUGGAGCGCAGGGGCCUGACGGAGGUAGGAGGGAGGGGAGCCCUGGGGGGGAAGCUGCUACGGGCCAAGGGGGCGCUGCCCUCGCUGGGCCAUGUGGGCGACGUGCAUGUGGUGUGUGGGGUGCUCAAGGACUUCCUGAGGGGCCUCAAGGAGCCGCUGGUCACCUUCCACCUGCACCCCGCCUUCCUGCGGGCUGCCGACAUCCCGGACGAGGCCGCCUGCCAGACAGCCCUGUGCCAUGUGGUGAGCAAACUGCCCCCCGCCAACCGGGACACGCUGGCCUUCCUCGUGCUGCACCUGCUGAGGGUGGCUCAGAGCCCCGAGUGCAGGAUGGAUGAGCUGAACCUGGCCCGCGUCUUCGGGCCCACGCUGGUGGGGCACGGCACAAGCAGCCCCACACCACUGGCCAUUCUGCAGGACACGCCACAGCAGUGCAAGGUGAUGGCUCGUCUCCUGUCGCUGCCCCCCGAGUUCUGGAAGCGCUUCGUGGGGAUGGAGCUGGAGAACCUGGUGCCUGCGGCCACGAGCGACCCCCUGGCGCUGAACAAACGGGGUGAGCAUGGGGGACUCGGGGGGGCUCCUGCUGGGGACAGCGGGACCGUGGGGGGCAGGGGCCAUGCAGCCUGGGGGCCCCCACAGAGCAGGUGUGGGGAACUCUCUCCCUGGGGUCACUCUGUGCCCCAUCACCCUGAGCUGUGGCUGCUAGAGGGGCCAGACCUGGAGCCCGGUCCGGGCCCAUGGCACUCUGCUACUCUGACCCCCAUCGCCAGACAUCCAGGCCUGGUGGUGUGUGGUGGGUGA
Molecule: messenger RNA, 2460 nt
Organism: Chrysemys picta bellii (western painted turtle)
Lineage: Eukaryota; Metazoa; Chordata; Testudines; Emydidae
Source: RefSeq, a predicted model, not a curated record